This is a messenger RNA of Emiliania huxleyi CCMP1516, 696 nucleotides long. RefSeq names its product glutathione S-transferase. NCBI's taxonomy places the organism in Eukaryota, Haptophyta, Isochrysidales, Noelaerhabdaceae. Gene Ontology annotation, molecular function: glutathione transferase activity. The transcript has 2 exons. Gene Ontology annotation, biological process: glutathione metabolic process. Bases 1 to 696 code for a protein of 231 amino acids. The record is from RefSeq and is a predicted model, not a curated record.
AUGGCGCUGACAGCCGCGACCGUGACAUAUUGGCGCGGCCGUGGACGCUGUGAGCCGUUGCGAGUCGUGCUCGCCUGCGGAGGUGUGCGAUUUGUCGGCAACUACCUUGAGAAGAAGGCGGAUAUGGAUGCCCUAAAGGCCUCCGGCAAGCUGGAGUACGACCAGGUGCCGCUCGUUGAGGCAGACGGGCUCAAUCUCGUGCAGGGUACUCCGACCGCGGUUUACCUGGCGCAGGGCUGUGGCCUGUGGCCCGAAAUGCCAAAGGAGCAGUACAUUUGCGGGCACAUCCUCGCAGCGACGCAGGACGCCCGUGGCCCGCUCGUGAGCUUCCCGUUCCACCUCGACGAGCAGCGCUGCCUCGAGGAGCUUCAGUCGCCGAAAGGGCUGCUCGGCCGCUUCGCGCCUCGGUGGGAGGCGCUGCUGGGCGAGGGGAAGCCUUACUUUCUGGGCGCGACCCCGUCGCUGGCCGACUGUGCCGUGCUCGACUUUGUGCGCCACGUCUAUGGCGAGGAGAGACUUAAGGCGCUCUUUGGCGCGUUCCCGCUGCUUCUCGCGCACCACGACCGCGUGCUUGGCUUGGGGCACAUGAGGGAGUGGCGCGACGUGGGGAGGAAGGAGGCGGGCUGGGCGCAGGGAGGCGCGGAGCCGAGGGCUCAGCACCGCGAUUGCCGCACCACUGCCGCGUUGGCUCGUUAG